Molecule: messenger RNA, 1494 nt
Organism: Cryptosporidium muris RN66
Lineage: Eukaryota; Apicomplexa; Conoidasida; Eucoccidiorida; Cryptosporidiidae
Product: insulinase, putative
Exons: 2
Coding region: 1-1494 (497 amino acids)
Biological process (GO): proteolysis
Cellular component (GO): mitochondrion
Molecular function (GO): metalloendopeptidase activity; metal ion binding
Source: RefSeq, a predicted model, not a curated record
AUGGUUAGAAUAUUAACCAAAACUUUAAAUUUACGUUCUUUAUCUGAAUAUGGACUUAAAAGAAGUGGUAUGCCUUUAUUUAAAACUAUUCAGCACAUGAUUAGUUAUAAAUCCCAUACAGAUGAACUCAAAUCAAAAGUAUCCCUCAAGGAUUUAUUUACUAAACCAUAUUAUAAUACAUCUGUUCUCAGAAAUGGCUUGCGUGUUGCUACAUAUGAGACAAGUGAUUCAGCUAUAACAUUUGGUGUUUGGAUAGAUAGUGGAAGCCGCUAUGAAUCUAAGGAAAAGAACGGUGUUGCUCACUUUUUAGAACAUAUGAUAUUUAAAGGUACAACGAAAAGAUCAAGAUAUCAACUUGAAUCUGAAAUCGAGAAUUUGGGUGCUCAUUUAAAUGCAUACACAUCACGAGAGCAAACAGUGUAUUAUGCUCGAUGCUUUAAUAAAGAUUUACCACAAUGUAUGGAGCUAUUAGGUGAUAUAUUGCAAAAUUCAGUAUUGGAUCCUGCUGCAAUUGAGGCUGAAAGAUUUGUAAUUUUGCGAGAAAUGGAGGAGAUAGAAAAGACACCGGAGGAAAUUUUAUUUGAUCGUCUACAUAUGGCUGCAUUCAAAAAUAACUCUCUAGGAUACACGAUAUUAGGCCCACCAGAAAAUAUAAAAACGAUAAAUAGAAAUGAUUUAUUGGAUUAUAUUCAGAAAAAUUACUUAGCAGAAAGAAUGGUAAUAGUAGGUGUCGGUAAUUUGAAACAUGCAGAAUUUGUUAAACAUGUGGAAAACAACUUUUCAAAUAUACCUAGUAAAUCUAAAUUUGAAAUUCCUUUAGAUUCAAGUUAUCCAAAUUUUAGUGGAUCAGAAAUAGUUGAUAUGAAUAAUAAUUAUGAUCAAAUUGUACAUUUAGCAGUCGCCUAUGAAGGAGUACCAUGGGAUCAUCCAGACAUGCCGGCAUUUAUGUUGAUGCAAAGUAUUAUUGGGAGUUAUAGGAAGAAUGAAGAUUACUUAAUUCCACCAAAGAUAUCAACUAAUAAAACGAUUUAUAAUAUAGCCACAGGAUCUGAGACGGGAGAUAUUCAUUCUUUUAGUGCAUUUAACACUUGCUACAAAGAUACAGGUAUUUUUGGAUGGUAUGCUGAGUGUGAUAGGAAAGCUGUAAAUUAUUGCAUAGAUCAUAUGAUGCUAGCUUUCACGUCAUUAUCAUACUCCAUAACUGAUGAAGAAGUUUUUAGAGCUAAAAAUCAGUUAAAGUUGCAGCUAUUUAGUUCUAUUGAAACCCCAAAUAGUAUAGCAGAAGAAAUUGGUCGACAUCUACUCGUAUAUAAUAGAUACGUCCAUAUGCUAGAAUGGAUUAAGCGGAUAGAUGCAAUAAGUGUUCAAGAUUUAAAGAGAGUAGCUUUUAAAUAUCUUUAUGAUGCAAAGAUUGCAUUUACUACAAUGGGAGCUAUCGAUAAAAUCCCAGACUAUACAACUUUAAGGGUCAAGACUUCUCAAUUAAAAAGUUAA